AUGAAUUCUCUUGGCAAUUCGCACAUAUCCGUCUGUGCAUCGCAGUGCUCGUUUAUGCAAUGCUCACUAAAGGGUGGGAGGGCCGCGGAGGUUUUGGCCUCCGUCGUGGCCUACUGCGUCUGCAGCAUGAGCAUGAUUAUACUGAACAAGCUGGUCAUCUUCAGUUAUGGGCUAAAUUUUCCCAUGGGACUCCUGUUUGUGCAGAACUUCGGCGCGGUACUUCUUGUUUCAGUUGGAAAGUGCAUGCAUUGGGUUUGGUACCCGGACUUCAGUAUGGAGGUGGCGAGAAAGUGGCUCCCACUUACAAUUCUCUUUGUCGCCAUGUUGUGGACGUCCAUGAAAGGUCUUUAUACAAUGUCUGUUUCCAUGCAUACGAUUAUUAAGAAUCUUGCGGUAAUUUUUACCGCCAUUGGGGACUCAAAAUUAUACGGGAGGCGGGUAACAGGUAUGAUGUAUCUUUCCUUUUGUCUUAUGAUCUGUGGCAGUUAUUUGGGAGCCAAGGGGGACAGAUGGGUCACAGCAUGGGGUAUGUUUUGGACGAUUUCCAACAUUGCAUCCACGGUAAGCUACACAUUGUACAUGAAGUACCUUUUGUCUGACGUAAGUAAACAAAUUGGACGGUGUGGACCCGUGUUCUACAACAAUUUGCUUUCGCUGCCAUUUCUUUUUAUGGCAUCUUUCUCUUCUUUUCCCAAGCUGUUGAGUGAAGUUUCCACCGCCUCCUUUGGGGCAAUUUUUGCUCUUUUUUUAAUGGUUGUUGCAGGGUCAUUAAUGACAUUUGGCGUUUUUUGGUGCAUGAAUGAAACUUCUCCCACCACAUUUAGUGUUAUCGGUGCAGUUAAUAAGGCCCCACUGGCAAUAAUGGGAAUGGUCGUAUUUAACCAGUAUCCAACAACUACCGGCUAUAUUGGCAUCUUUUUGGCUAUUGGCGGAGGAUUGGUGUACGCGUAUACAAAUGUUGGCACUGCUGUAACGCCAAAAGGGGAAGGCUCGAAUGCCAGUCCAUCACCAAAUGUUGCACAAGACCCUCAUUAUGAAAAUGCAAUGUUGACAGGAAAACUAAAGGACGUGAUCUAG
This is a messenger RNA of Trypanosoma cruzi, 1077 nucleotides long. Its product is annotated as lipophosphoglycan biosynthetic protein 2, putative. Gene Ontology annotation, molecular function: antiporter activity; GDP-mannose transmembrane transporter activity. Gene Ontology annotation, cellular component: Golgi apparatus. The coding region runs from base 1 to 1077 and encodes 358 amino acids. The transcript has a single exon. Lineage: Eukaryota; Euglenozoa; Kinetoplastea; Trypanosomatida; Trypanosomatidae. The record is from RefSeq and is a predicted model, not a curated record.